AUGGCCGACCUCAACCUCCCCGUGGUCGUCUUCCUGAUCGUGCUCCUGACCCAGCUCGUCGCCUGGGUUGGCAAGACGGCGCUGCAGGAAUUCGCGUUUGGCGCAUACACCCGCUUCUUCCUCGCCGGCACUCAGAGCCGACAGAAGCGCCUCCGGGCACAGGUUCUGCAGGACAAGGCCGAGCUGGCCAAGACAAGCAGCCAGGACGAGUUUGCCAAGUGGGCCAAGCUCAGACGCAAGGUUGACAAGGGGCUGGCUGACCUCGAAACAACGAACACCUCACUCUCCUCGGCGCGGGCGGCGUUUGGACUGAGAUUCUCGUCUCUCAUCUGGGUCGUCACGACCGGCGCAUCCUUCUUCCUCGUGUGGUGGUACCGCCGCGUGCCCGUCUUCUGGCUCCCCGCGGGCUGGGUGCCCGGGCCCGUCGCAUGGGUCCUUGCCUUCCCCGGCGCCCCCCGAGGUAAAGCGAGGGCGACAACGAAGCUGACCCCAGGCUCUGUGAGCGUCGGCGCGUGGAGCACAGUUUGCAAGCAGGUCCUUUUGACUGCCGAGGGAAUAGUCAAGGCACUGCUCGCCCCCACGCCCGGUGAGCUAUGGCCGGAUGCACAAGCUGACCUCAGUGGCUGA
Cutaneotrichosporon oleaginosum is the source of this 627-nucleotide messenger RNA. RefSeq lists its product as uncharacterized. The record is from RefSeq and is a predicted model, not a curated record. Gene Ontology annotation, cellular component: GET complex. Gene Ontology annotation, molecular function: protein-membrane adaptor activity. NCBI's taxonomy places the organism in Eukaryota, Fungi, Basidiomycota, Tremellomycetes, Trichosporonales, Trichosporonaceae. Gene Ontology annotation, biological process: tail-anchored membrane protein insertion into ER membrane.